GAUAGUGGUCCUGUCGUGUUGGAGUUGGGCGGGAUACGUCCCCCUCCCCACACCACGGAGAACAGUCCAGCGGAACAGUUUCCAAAUGUGUUCGCCGCCGUCAUGCACUACUAAGCUGUGACAGCGAGAAGUUUACUUUACUAUAGAUCAUUUCCAAGCUCAGUGACGUAAAGAAAAGGUAGCUCAUAAUCGGUAUAUUUCGUAAUCUAGAAGGGUGUGUAUUUGAGCAAUUCUUUGUGCCCUCUUUAUGUUUAAUACAAAGCAGUUCCUUAUAACAGUCCUAGCCCAGUCUGUAUUCACCGAGUUGCAUUCUUUCGUUUAAGUUUAAUGAAAGCAGUUGUUAAUCAAACGCAUCGUUUUAUUUUGUAGCUAUCAUACAAUCACGCAGUGGGGAAAACGUGUCUGUUUUUGGUGAACGAAGGUGGACAACCCUAGUCUUGUUUUUUAUUUGUUUUUUUUUCACUUUAGCGUAAAGCAAUGGUACGUGUUCUUUAGUUCUUUAGCAUGCAUUGGCAAGCUAUACGUUUUUCUGUAAAAAGAAACAACAAAAAUACGACUUUAAAUCUCGUGUUAAGUUUUUUUUUUUUUUUUUUUUUUUUUCACACACUUAAAUGAGUGUAAAGGAUUUAAUUUACAAUAAUAAUCAGACCCAACCGGAAAAAGGGUACAAAUAAACAAAGAAUCAAGACAAAAAAUAACUGUGUUUGCUGUAGAAAACAUUGAAAAGAUCAGUGUCUGCAACAUGGAUUUGAUUACUGUGGUACUUCUAUUGCAGCUUGCAUACAGAAUUGAUAAGGCUUAUGCAGGCACAGAGCUGCAACCCCAAAGCCUGCAGUGCACCAAUGACUAUUUAAGAGAAAUGGUCUGCACUUGGGAUGCUGGGCUGAAAGUGAACUGCAAUACUGAUUAUACUCUACAGUACCAGAAGACAGCUGGAUCAAAAAAGGGCACAUGUUUCCCAAACAACUUCAGAGUCGACCCAGAGAGGGAGGGCUUAUCAGCGCAAUGCAUCUGCCGCUUUGCGGUUCCAGGUUUUGACUCCACUGAUGAAUACAAAGUGGAAGUUUGUUCCGAUGGCAGAGGAGUAAUGAACAGUACCAUUCGCGUUUCUGAAACAAUAAAAACGGCAGCUCCACAUAUCCUUUCAGUUGUGGAAGACGAAGGUAAAAAUUUAACCCUCUUGUGGAACAGCAGGUACUCAAAAAACGAACCCCUGCAAGAGCUUCUGAUGUUUGAAGUCAUGUACAGAAAGAGAGACAGUCUGACAGAGGAAUAUGAAAAAAUAGAGGAACUAGGUGCUGUGAAACAUAAGAUACCCUGGCUGUCACUAGAAACUGGAAACCAGUAUAUCUUCAGAGUGCGUGCAAAGCUGGACAUGUUUAAUGCCACUUGGAGUGACUGGAGCCCUGUUGAUAUAAAGCCCAAAGGGAUUCUAAUAUGUUACAAUGACUACAUUGACGAAAUGGUCUGUGUCUGGAACGCUAGCAUGCAAAUAAACUGCAGUGGGGAGUACACUCUGUCCUUUACAAGACUGAGACUCCCAUUUAAAAAUGAUUCAUGUGUCCUAAGGAACGUUGGCGUGGGCCCAAACUCUUUAUCCACACGCUGCGAAUGCAAAAUGCCCAAACUUGCAGACGGAUUUGUAGUCCAUGAUAUGUACAUUGUGGAAGUCUGGCAUCGAGAGAAUGCGAUACUCCUCACACAUGUUUUUCCAUGUGAAACCAUCAAACCAAGACCUCCUCACAAUCUUUCUGUUUCACGGAGUGAAAAAAACAACUUUAACCUUACUUGGAAAAUAGGUUCAAAUGUCAACGAAAAAAUGGAUUUUCAAGUCAGCCUCAGAAAGAAGGAGGAACCAGACGAGAAAGCACAACUAAUAAAUGUGUCGGAUGUGUCCCUUGAGAUAAUAAGAAGUUAUUUAGACCCUGGACAUAGUUACGUGGUAAAAGUCCGGUCAUUUUCCAGGGAAUAUCACUCCCAGUACAGUGACUGGAGCCUGGAGGUCGAGUGGCAAAACUAUCACACGGCAGCGCUUUACUUGUUGAAGAUAGCUACGCCUAUAGUCUGUGUAUCUCUCCUGGUGGUAAUCAUUUCCUGUUAUCUAUGCACCCGCAUAGCCAAGCUGAAAUUGCAAGCGGUGCAUGAUAUUUAA
Messenger RNA from Polyodon spathula (Mississippi paddlefish), 2152 nucleotides. Its product is annotated as cytokine receptor common subunit beta-like. Gene Ontology annotation, biological process: immunoglobulin mediated immune response; cytokine-mediated signaling pathway; production of molecular mediator involved in inflammatory response. The transcript is spliced from 12 exons. The record is from RefSeq and is a predicted model, not a curated record. Gene Ontology annotation, cellular component: membrane; external side of plasma membrane. Bases 743 to 2152 code for a protein of 469 amino acids. Gene Ontology annotation, molecular function: cytokine receptor activity; protein binding. NCBI's taxonomy places the organism in Eukaryota, Metazoa, Chordata, Actinopteri, Acipenseriformes, Polyodontidae.